GAGCCUUUCACUUUCAUUUCUCUCUUCUGCUUUCAGCGAUGGCGUCUGCUGAUCUGAGACAGGAGCUGGACUGUUCCAUCUGUCUGACCACAUAUACAGAUCCUGUAAACCUGAGAUGUGGCCACAACUUCUGCCGGGUCUGUAUUGAUCGUGUGUUGGAUACACAGGAGGGGUCUGGAGGAUAUUCCUGUCCUGAGUGCAGAGAAGAGUUCCGGGAUCGGCCUGUACUGCACAGGAGCAUAACACUACUCAACAUAGUGGAGACUUUCCGAUCUACUCAGCUGGAAGAAGGAAAGACUGAAAUCUUCUGUACUUACUGCUAUCACUCUCCUGUACCUGCUGUUAUAUCCUGUCUGAUGUGUGAAGCUUCUCUGUGUGAUAAUCACCUGAGAGUCCACAGCAAGUCACCAGAACAUGUCCUAACUGAUCCCACCACUUCCAUGGAGAACAGAAAAUGCUCCAUCCAUAGAGAACUUCUUAAAUAUUACUGCACUGAGGACUCUGUCUGUAUCUGUGUGUCCUGCAGGCUGGAUGGAGAACACCGGGGACACAAGGUGGAGACUCUGGAUGAGGCCUCUGAGAACAAAAAACAAAAACUCAAAAAUGUUCUGCAGAAACUGAUUGCCCACCGAGAGGAGAUUGAUCAAAGAGUCCAGAAUCUUAAGGAACAUAAGGGAAAAGUAAAAGAAAAAUCGGCUGGUAAAAGAGAGAGAGUCACUGCCCUGUUCAUCGAGCUCAGGAGACAUCUGGAGGACCUGAAGAAGAGAGCCCUGAGGAACAUCUCCAGCCAGGAAGAGCGGAUCUCACAUUCAUUGUCUGAUCUGAUCCAUCAGCUGGAAAUAAAGAAGGAGGAUCUGUCCAGGAAGAUGGAGGACAUUGAGGAGCUGUGUAACAUGACUGACCCACUGACUGUCCUACAGGAAUCAGACACAGGGGACUUGUGUGAUACUGAGGAGGGAGAUAAUGAGGACAGAGAGAGACAUGAUAGACUCCUCCAUGAUGGAGGGGAUCUGGAUGUGGCUGGAAUAUCACACAUAUUACACACAGGGUUAUCUGAUAUGAGGAAAGGGGUAUAUGUAUUCUUCAAUAUACAGGAAGCUUCAGACAUAUUACUGGAUGUGAACACAGCUCAUAAGAAUCUACAGAUAUCAGAUGACAUGAAAACUGUAUCCUGGUCAGAUAUAUGGCAGGAUCAUCCAGAAACACCGGAGAGAUUUCAGGAUACACUUAAGGUAUUAAGCAGCAGGGGAUUUUCCUCAGGACGACAUUACUGGGAAGUGGAUGUCUGUAAAUUAGAGUGCUGGAUGGUUGGGAUGUGUUAUCCCAGUAUAGAGAGGAGAGGAGACCAGUCAGGGGUUGGAAAGAAUAAGAAGUCCUGGGGGUUGUACAGGACAAAAAAUCAGUAUUCCAUGAAACAUGACCAUAAAGAGAUCCAGUUGGCUGACAAUCUCUCCAGUAACAGAGUCAGGAUCUAUGUGGAUUAUGAGGCCGGGCAGCUGUCCUUUUACGAUCUGUGUAACCCGAUCAGACACCUCCACACAUUUACCACCACCUUCACUGAGCCCCUCCAUGCUGCAUUAGCUUUAGCGAGCGGUUCUAUAACUAUAUCUGGGGGGGGUCAGGAGAUUUGAGUAUUUAUCAUAUAACAGGAAAUCCACCCAAAAUCUUCUGACAUAGAAAUCUGAAUCUUCAUGAUUUUUAACAAUUGGAAUGAUGUAGUGGGUGCAGCUUCCAUAUUUUAUAAAUCUGAGGUUCCUGAAACAAACAAUCCGAGCACUGGGAAAUCUCAGCACAGGAAAGUGUGAAUUAUACUCUUAUGGUGACAAUGACAAUUGUUAGGGGUUUCAGGGGUUCAUUAAAUGCUAGUGGUCAGGAUAAGACUAGUAGAAAAGAGUUAAAGGGGUUGUAAAGGUUAGUUUUGAAUUUUCUAAAUA
This is a messenger RNA of Rana temporaria (common frog), 1934 nucleotides long. Its product is annotated as E3 ubiquitin-protein ligase TRIM39-like. Gene Ontology annotation, molecular function: protein binding; zinc ion binding. NCBI's taxonomy places the organism in Eukaryota, Metazoa, Chordata, Amphibia, Anura, Ranidae. The transcript has a single exon. The record is from RefSeq and is a predicted model, not a curated record. Bases 39 to 1631 code for a protein of 530 amino acids.